UUUUUUAUUAAAUAAUGUUUGUUUGAAGGACUUUGAGGGGGUUCAAAAGUAUAGGUAACCUAAAAAUACAGGCUAUUCGUAAAGUUGCUUUAAUUUUAUUUCUCAUUUAAGGAUUUUUGUUUGAAGGACCUAUUAUCAUCUCUUAUCUUAUAUCAGUUUUGAAUUUAAGAAAACCUAAGUAUAUAUGUAAAACUGCUACACAGAUGAAAACUUUUACAUUUAUAUUCAAUUUAUUUCGCAUUCAAAAAUUUCUGUGAAAUGAGUGAGUAAUCAGUCUCUGAUAUGCGAUAGUAUAUACUAAUGGUAUAAAUCUAUAAAGUACGAAGUUUCCAAUUAAUUUCUUUUAGUUACCGUUUCCAACUAAAAAUGCCAAUUUCAAUACAUUUUCAGAGUUUAAGAUAAAUAUUCAUCAGUAAACAUGCUACAAAGCAUGAGAAAACCAUUGCUAAUUUUAAUAUUGUUGACUUGCAUUGCCGUUAUUCCUUAUUUUUUGUAUCUGGACCUGUACAACAGAAACCUGCGGUCAAUACGAAUAGAGUUGGGCUUGGAUUGGGAAAACUAUGGAAGGGCCAUGAAUUCAACCACCAGCAUACACUGUAGAAACGGACCUAAGCGGAAUUUGAUGUUUCUUAAAACUCACAAAACUGGGAGUUCUACAUUGCAGAAUAUUUUAGUUCGAUUCGCCUACGACAACGAUCGUUUUGUCGGGUUACCUACUGGGGGGGAUAUUUUGUUCGGAUAUUAUUCUGGAACGCCGUUCAAGAAGUCAAUGAUGAUGCCGGUGCCAAAAUCAAGAAAUGUCAACAUGCUCUUGCAUCAUAUGGUUUUCAAUAAGAAAGAAAUUGCUUCCGUUCUUCCGUCUGACACCGUUUAUUUAACCAUUCUCCGGGAUCCUGCAACACAAUUCGAGUCUGUGUUCCACUACUUGAGAAAAGACGUUCCGGCUUUCAGUAGAGCUAGUGGCGAAAAUGGUUUGACUGAUUAUGUCAGAAAUCCAACCCAGUAUUUCAAGGGACGUGGAGACGGUAGAUUCUGGUGGUUUGGGAAAAACGGAAUGUUUUUCGACCUCGGAUUCGACAAUUUAUCAGAAAAUGACACAUAUAUCAACGAAGCAAUCGAUGAAAUUGAAAAAACGUUCGACAUUGUUCUAAUAUCAGAGUUUUUCGACAUCUCAUUACUUUUGCUUAGAGAUUUACUAUGUUGGGAUAUGAAGGACAUUAUAUAUUUAUCAAUGAACGCGCGAAAUCAAUCAACCGUGGAGCACGUGACAGCUGACGUCAAAGAUUUAAUAUAUAAAUGGAACAAGGCCGAUUGGGCUUUGUACAACCAUUAUAAUAAAACCUUUUGGCGUCAAGUUGAAAAUUAUGGAAAACAUAGACUCGAAAAUGACCUAACGGAAUUAAAUAGAUUGAAGAAAGAAAUUGCUAAUUUCUGUGUUGAAGAUAAUCUACAAAAUAACAGAAACAUAAGAGAUAAUACUUAUAAAAUGUUUAAUCCAGACGGGAUUGAAGUCACCCAAUAUAUAUUGAAAAAACAAGCAAAAAACAGUCAAAUUUGUCAAGGACUGAUUUAUCCUGAGCUUGUUUGGCAUAAAAAGUUGGUAAAUAAACAAGAUAAACCUCCAGCCACGAAAAGUUUGUGGUCGAGAUUGCCUAGUAGUAUGCGCCGUAAAGUAUAAAAUCUUCGAUUCUAACCCAUCAGUCCCCCGAAGAUUUUCUAAGGUAAUAUGUCCAGAAGAAUAGAUUUCAUCAAAACAUAUUUGCUACCUGCGCACUACUUCUGUUAAUAGCGGGUUGUGUAAUAAUCUUAUAAAAUCAAUGAUAACAGUAAUGAGGCACUGUGAUUGAAAAUUAAUUUAAGGUAUUUGCAGUGCUUUUUGUAGAGUUUUAUUUUUAUUAUUAGUUCACCAAAGCCUCACCAAAUUCUGUUACGUAAAGAAUAUAUAUAAUCGUCAAACAGCCAUUUUGUUACUAUAAUUCAGUGAAGAGUAGCGGGACGGAUUGAAGUAAGAUCGUAGGUUGUCGACCGCUGAUUAACGGCAUUUACCUUUUUCAAAAUGUUCGGACCACGUUACUUGGCGGGAUUAUAAGAUAUUUGAGAAGCAUCUCUGACAGUUGCAUUUCUUGUUUUUUUUUAUUUAUCUCACUUGUGGCGUUGAGCUGACAAGCAUCUACUUAUUUGCGAUAUUCUCAAAUGAAACUUUUUCGGAAACUCAACACUUACCACAAGUAAGAUGUUGACGUUUCGAAACAAUUUUAUUUGAAAAUUUUCAAGUAAUUAUCCACCACCAAAUGAAUUUAAGUUUUUUUUACAAAAGUUCAAAGUUCAAAAUUCUAAAAUAAAUUUUUAACCUUUUUUUCAACUUCUUUUUUGGUAUUAAAGCCCACAGAUUUGGGGCUUCAUAAAAAUAUCGUUUUUGUGCAUUUGUAUACAUAAUUUGAUGAAAUAUUUUGGGUUAGGAUAUAUAGAGAAAAAAUCAAAUGAAGUUUAAGCGUAAAUUAAUUAUGCGUAAUGAUCCAAAUUUAGUUUCACCUAAAAAAAUCCACGAAAAGGGGUUUGGAGUCGAAAAAAUUCGAAAUGAUAACCCCAGUUUUGCAGCCAAAACGGGAAGCUGAUGAAACCCCCUUAUAAAAUGUAUAUAAAAUAUUUUAUUUAUAUCAUAUAUAGCGAUCUUUCGUAACUUGAAACACUUUUUAGACCCUCAAAACUUAUGGAAACCCACGUUUUUCGUGCCUCGAUCGGACCCGCUAACUAUUACGAUCCAACUCGGCAAUUUGAAAUUUGGAACACCCUCUCUGAAGUUAAUGGCUACGCCCCUGUCUCAUACCGACUGUUAGUUGAGUAAAGUUAGGACUUCUAUUACUAACUCCGGGUUGAAAAAAUACUUGUCUUCUACCGACUCUCGGCUGAGGAAAGUUUUUGCUCCGAUUACUAACUCCGGAUUGUGAAAAAUUCCGACUCCAACUCUGGAUCCUGAGAAAAUCAAAUGUUGAGUUUGAAUUUGGUAGAAUGUCUUGACUUAUUUUGACUAAUGAAACUGCAAUUUUGACUCCUGACUUCGGUGACUCUGAAAGUACAACUCCGACUUCCGUGAGAACAUGCUGAACUCCGACCCCAUAGCCCUUUCUUGGGGGUGUGUUUGAGUGACUAUGAUUUAAAACAUAAGCCUAGUAAUCCUUCACGAGUGAAUCGCCCUCUGACCUUUUGUGUUUCCCAACCUAUUCGUUGCGACCCAAAGCUUAGCCGCCUGAAUAUCACAGACUAAAAUUUUGGGAGCAUCCAUUCUGCUUAAAUAAAUCCACGCCACAAUUUCAGAAACUCGCGAAUGGCAAAAAAGCGCAGCUUUUUCAAUUUGAAGUCAUUUUCGGUAUAACAAAUGUUAUGUGAAAAUGAUUGUUUCAUAUUAGUAUUUUAAUUUUUUGGUCUUAAGUGCACUACAUGUCGUUUGGUAUUUGAGCAUAUCCUUCGGCCCCAGGAUUAUACAGUACAUAUUUUUUAUUCAAUCUGUAUCGCUUGGAAAAAGGCUGGAGACCACUGCCUUUUGCCAUAGCAUGAAGAGAUUUUAUUUCAACGCUUCAUGUCCGUUAAUGUUGUCAGUUUUUUUUAUUCACAUGCAAUGAUGUCCUAGCAAAAAUCCCAAUAAUUAGCUCAAGAUAAAUCAGAGAAAUUGGAAUUUUCACAUACUUUUUUAUUCCGUAUAAAUGAAAGAGUUAUAGAACAAACAUAUACAAGUGAAACAUAUUUCAAAUUUUCAUUUUCUUUACCUGUUUUUUUUUUAAACUCAGUUAUAAAAUAAAAAGCUUUACACUA
Styela clava is the source of this 3810-nucleotide messenger RNA. Its product is annotated as galactose-3-O-sulfotransferase 2-like. Gene Ontology annotation, biological process: glycolipid biosynthetic process. NCBI's taxonomy places the organism in Eukaryota, Metazoa, Chordata, Ascidiacea, Stolidobranchia, Styelidae. The record is from RefSeq and is a predicted model, not a curated record. Gene Ontology annotation, molecular function: galactosylceramide sulfotransferase activity. Gene Ontology annotation, cellular component: membrane.